Messenger RNA from Theobroma umbraticum, 1660 nucleotides. RefSeq lists its product as uncharacterized. Lineage: Eukaryota; Viridiplantae; Streptophyta; Magnoliopsida; Malvales; Malvaceae. Gene Ontology annotation, molecular function: nucleic acid binding. The record is from RefSeq and is a predicted model, not a curated record.
UCUUUGACCAUUUUCCUCUGUUUAUCUCUCUUUUCUUUGUUUUCUCUCUCUUCCCGCCCUAAAAUUUCUGAGAUUGUUAUGUUUGUCUAAUAAAUUUUCAAUUUUUGGAAGCAUGAGCGUCACCCAGUUCGCUAUGGUGGAGGAAUUGGCCUUUCUGGUUAAGUACAAUCUUCCUUGCAAGCAUCUCGUGCUCUCAAUGGAAGAGGCUUUCGUUAAUUUCCUUCAGGAUGAUACAAGCUCAGAUGGGAUCCUAGAGUUGGAACCCAUGAACUCAUAUAAUCGGCUUCUCCUGCAUCGUCUUGCAGAUAUAUUUGGAUUUGCUCAUGAAUCGGUUGGUGAAGGAGAUGAUCGGCAUUUGGUUUUGGAACGAUGCCCAGAGACAUCAAUACCUUCCAUUCUUGUUAGUGAUAUAUUAUGGCAGUGUGAUGAGCCUCAGUCUCUCACAGCAUCACGUCAUUUAUUAGUGAGAGAAGAAGCUCCACCAGUGAAGACGGAGUUGCCUUCUUUUGAGCUUAGUCUUGAGGCGAGAGAAGCAGCUUACUUGGCAGCUCGUGAGCGGAUUUUUUCAAUGGAUGUCGAAGAGGUACGAGAAGCUGUGAAAGAGAAGCCACGAACCGUUCCUGUUGUGGCUCGUCGAAUGAUUGCACAUGCUUUGGGCCAAAAAAUAAACUCAUGCAGUCAAGAUGUUAAUGCCAGGGAUUUUAAAGACCAUGAAGGGCAACCUAAUGAACUGAACAUUCAUGAUAAGGAUGAAGUUGAUAAUAAUUUGAGAACCGAAACUUAUCAAGAUACUGUUUUUGUCCCGGGCAAUGCAUUCAGUAAAGCAAAGAGCAAUGCACAUAAACAUAAUGCAUCGGUCGUUAGUGAGAGGAAUGUCUCAGACAAACCAGCUCAAAAGGGGCCUGCUGAUGUUAGGAUACCUGGAAGAAGUCGAAAUAGAGUUAACAAAGAGUACUCAAAAGAAGAACAUCUAGGAGCUGCAAAGAGAAUGUUUGCUCAUGCUUUAGGUUUGAGCUCAGCUAAGGAUGGUGUUCUUUUGAAAAGCAGUGAAAUGAAGGCAAUCGACAAUAAGUAAGGUUGAGUGACAUUUCAAGAUAACACAUAGAUCAUUUAUUUCUUCUGUUGAACUUGGUGCAGUAGAUAAAGAGCUCUUUGACUUUUUCUUCCAACUUAUACCAGUUAAGGAUAGAGCUCCAUGAUGAUACUACUGUCACAAAUGAGAAUAUGCAAAGAAGAAAACCGUUAACCUGAGGUGGCAUGGUAGCUGCUUGCUUGAGUCCUCUGGAAUUGCAUCUGGUGAGAUUGCUUUCUUCUCAUUGCGUAAGUUCUUUCAAUGAGAAAUGAUGAUGUUUUGUAUACUUGUUUGCAUUUGACUAGAGUUGCAAGCUCUCUGUUUUCCAUGGACUAGAAGGCGCAUCUAAGCUGCACAGGAGUCAUAUGUGCUGGUCAAAAACAUCCAUUCUCUCCCAUGUAAGAUGAUGUUUGAACCUGAAUAGUCUGUAGUCUGUUUUGGUACUGACUUGAGAGAUACCGUGAGGUUGUGAUUGUAGGAAACUAUGUUAUAGAAAAGUAAUAAUUUGUAAUAUGUGCAGAGAAUUUAAUUCUCAAGUAAAUUAUAAGAACCCACUUCAAUGAAUUUGUCCGGCUAUCUUCUUUAGAA